Messenger RNA from Funneliformis caledonium, 1173 nucleotides. Lineage: Eukaryota; Fungi; Glomeromycota; Glomeromycetes; Glomerales; Glomeraceae. The record is from the annotation of a GenBank genome assembly.
AUGGUAGAUGUUAUUACAAAGAUCAUCAAAGAUUUCAGUGCCCGUGACUUACAUUCGGCACUUCUGGUUAACCGAGAAUGGUGUCGAGCCACUGUUCCAACGUAUUGGAAGGCUCCAUUCAGUUUUACAAUGAAGAGGAGUACCACCGCAUUGAAGGUUUAUGAAUCAUUUCUUGAAACGGCGGAAAAGUCUACGCAGCAAACGGUUCAAAAGCCUGUUUUCGAUUACCCAUUGUUUAUCAAAGAACUCAAUUAUACAAACUUAUUGGCUUGUUUUGAAACGUGGGAAAGGGCUAGGAAAGUUGAAGCAAUACUUCAAAUGCUAACAAAGUAUGAGAUUCGCCUAAAAACUUUUAUUAUGGAUAAUACCGGUGCGAAUAAUGAAAGAGUUUAUGGAUUGUGGACGACACCAUGUUAUGCCUCAAUGUUCAGUUCCCUCAAUUACGUUGAAAUACACACCCCUUUCCCCAAAAAUAAUGUUAUGAAAGCAUUGGCAAAAAAUUGCACUGAACUGUCACAUUUAGAUAUUAAUCUUCAUGAUACUUCCGUUCCACGUGCCGAAGAAUCGAUCAAUCAUCUUAAGGAACUUUUGUCUGCUCAAACGUGUCCCUUGAAUCUUCGGUUGGUAUUUCCAAACGGAUCUGGGAGAUCGCUGCUCGAAACAUUUCAGUCCCGGCUUGAAUCCUUCAAACGUCUUGAACUUGUAAAAUGGAACUUCAACGGUUGUGAUUGGGAAUGGUUAAAAAGGUGUUCCAAUUUGGUCGAAUUUGCCAUAACAAGCCCUCCACCUCAGGUUUCUGGGAUUUUAGGUACUAAAAAAGAAAAUUAUCGUUUAAAAAUUUCGAAAAAUUCAAAGAUUUCGACCGAACAUUGGCAUUUUGACAAAAAUGACGAAAUCCCUUCAAAGUUUUACUUUCACUCGGAUAAACCUUUGAUGGAAUCACAACCUCCGAUUAUAACUCAACCACGAGUAAGCCGCCGGACAAAUGAUCCUAAAAAGUUACAAUAUAUUCGUGCCAACGCUGUGAGGCGUAUGUUUAAAGAAUUCGAUUAUUAUUCUUCAGAAGAUGAAUUCAAUUACUCCAGUUCUAACUACGAUUACGAUUACGAUGAUGGUUAUGAAGAAUCUUUUGGUAUGAGUUACGAAUCAUAUUUGGAUGCCAUAUAUGGCUAG